Coniosporium apollinis CBS 100218 is the source of this 1152-nucleotide messenger RNA. Its product is annotated as galactonate dehydratase. Bases 1 to 1152 code for a protein of 383 amino acids. Gene Ontology annotation, biological process: amino acid catabolic process; D-galactonate catabolic process. NCBI's taxonomy places the organism in Eukaryota, Fungi, Ascomycota, Dothideomycetes. The record is from RefSeq and is a predicted model, not a curated record. The transcript is spliced from 2 exons. Gene Ontology annotation, molecular function: galactonate dehydratase activity.
AUGAGUAAGAUCAAGAGUAUCGAGUACUUCCGGGUAAUGCCCCGCUGGCUAUUUGUGAAAAUCUGUGAUGAGGCCGGCAACUACGGAUGGGGAGAAUCCACCUUGGAAGGGCAUACAGAAGCCGUCGAAGGCUGCCUUGAUGCGUUGAUCAAGCGGUUUAUGGGCUAUGAAGCCGAUGACAUCGAGCACAUCUGGCAGUCCGCGUGGAGACUUGGUUUCUACCGCGGCGGUCCAGUCUUCAUGUCCGCCAUCUCAGGCAUCGACAUCGCCCUCUGGGAUCUCAAAGCCCGCCGUCUCGCCGUCCCCCUCUACCAACUCCUCGGCGGCAAAGUUCGCAACAAAGUCCAAGUCUACGCCUGGAUUGGCGGCGACCGGCCCGCCGACGUCGAAUCCGCCGCAAAAGCGCGCCUCGCGCAAGGCUUCAAAGCCGUCAAGAUGAACGCCACCGAGGACAUCGGCUGGCUCGACUCGCCCAGUUCUCUCGAAUCCUCCGUCGAGCGCCUCAAGAAAGUCAAGGCCCUGAGUAUGGACGCUGCGCUUGAUUUUCAUGGCAGACUGCACAAGCCGAUGGCGAAGCAGCUUGCCAAGGCGCUCGAACCGCAUCAUCCGCUCUUCAUCGAGGAACCCCUGCUCUCAGAGCACCCGGAGGGGAUCAAGCAGAUCUCCAAACUCACGACCUGCCCAAUCGCGCUCGGCGAGCGCCUUUACAGCCGAUGGGACGUGAAGCGGUACCUCGAAGACGCUUCUGUAGACGUGCUGCAGCCGGACGUCUCUCACUGCGGCGGCAUCUCUGAGCUCAAGAAGAUCGCGGCCAUGGCUGAGGCGUAUGAUGUUGCGAUCGCGCCGCAUUGCCCGCUGGGCCCGAUUGCGCUGGCGGCGUGCUUGCAUGUUGGGCUCUCGACGCCGAAUCAUGUUAUCCAGGAGAUGUCGUUGGGGAUUCACUAUAAUGUCGAAGCUGGGGAUUAUGAUCUUCAUAGCUACGUGCAUAAUCCAAGCGCUUUUGAUGUCAGAGACGGACAUGUCGACAUUUUGACGGGCCCCGGUCUGGGGAUCGAAGUCAAUGAAGAGGAGGUGAGGAGAGUUGCGAAGACUGCGACGUCCUGGCCGCUUCAGGGGUUCGUUGGUAAGGAUGGCGGGAUUCGAGAGUGGUGA